AGCAAAACGUAUUCCUUUGUCGCCAUCCCGGGAACCAACCAAAGGAAACGGCCUCGACGGAAAUACGACGAGAUUGAACGGCUAUAUCACUGCAACUGGCCCGGCUGCACAAAGUCGUAUGGCACGCUGAAUCAUCUGAAUGCGCAUGUCAGCAUGCAGAAACACGGGCCCAAGCGACAUCCGUCCGAGUUUAAGGAAAUGCGCAAGGAGUGGCGACGACAAAAGAAGGAA
This is a messenger RNA of Zychaea mexicana, 231 nucleotides long. RefSeq lists its product as uncharacterized. Lineage: Eukaryota; Fungi; Mucoromycota; Mucoromycetes; Mucorales; Lichtheimiaceae. Gene Ontology annotation, biological process: regulation of DNA-templated transcription. The transcript has a single exon. The record is from RefSeq and is a predicted model, not a curated record. The annotation marks the transcript as partial.